Molecule: messenger RNA, 630 nt
Organism: Protopolystoma xenopodis
Lineage: Eukaryota; Metazoa; Platyhelminthes; Monogenea; Polystomatidea; Polystomatidae
Source: the annotation of a GenBank genome assembly
AUGCUACGUUUGAUUGCAUGGCAUACUCCGAGAAAUGAAUGCUUAAACUAUGUCACUCGUGCUGUUCGUGUUACUGAUCAAAUUCUCAUAAGCAUGGCUACUAACAGACAAUCAGUCGUUGACGCUUUGGUUGACAGACUUGCAUACGAGGUUGAUAUUGUACUUAGUUCAUCGCCUAACGAUAUAGUUGCCACUCAGCUUUCAUGUCCAAGCAAAGCUAAUCUUAUAGGAAAAACGGAAGCCUUUCCUAUCCCAGUUCAGACUAUUCAGGAAACCCAACUUGGUGCCAGUAACCAACAGGAUAUCGUUGAAAAUUCAUUGAAUGAGUUUGGACAUAUCGCAUCCUCAGCCAAUGAUCUUUCUCCAUCUGGUGCUUUUAAUACCCAGCGGUCUGGACUAAUGAAGUCAAUUCUCAAUCUUCUAAAACGUCUUUGCCUGGACACUGAUUGGAAUGAUGCCAUUCGCAAUGUAAUGGAGACUGAAAAUCGAUUGCCAAGUGUCAUGCGCCGUAUUUUUACAAAUGGCCAUUCACAUUUUACACCACAUUUGGCUCUCUUUGCAAUGGAGACUAUAACAAAUUAUAUUUAUACAUACCCUUCUCGGAUUUCAUUUAUGCAGGUCAUUACAUAG